AGUGUGGCCUUCUCCAUGGCAUAACAGCUGCCUGUUGCCAGUUAAAACGCUUCGCUAAACAAAUAUAACGUCGAUUAGUCUAGGGUUUUAAUGUUAGUUUUGCGUUUGGCUUUAAAGGUUUAACUCUUUACUUCGUCCGCUGAGGACAUGCAACUUUUAUUAUCACAGCACUACAACUGGUACGAACUGUCAUCUGAAAGCUUCAACUGAGAGUAAAAGUCUGUUGGAUAUCAGGGCAGCUGAGAUGGCUAAUCGGCAUAAGAAAAACAGGAAAGGCGGUGUACCAGAACGGUGGCUGGACUACUGUCCUGUAGGACAAAGGAUACCAGGGACUAGAUUCAUUGCCUUUAAAGUGCCUUUAAAACCUUGUCUUAACCUUCUGGUUCCCGAGUCAUGCGCUUUUGGUCUGUGGGACCUCCUGGAUGCUGUAAAAAGUCAGAAACAUGAGCUCGGUCUGAUCAUUGACCUAACCUUCACCACCAGGUACUACAAACUUACAGAUGUCCCACAGUCCUGCUCUUACAUAAAGAUCUUCAUAGAGGGCCACAAAGUUCCUAGUGAUAUUGCCAUCCUGAGCUUUAAACAGGCAGUAAGGGGCUUCCUGAAGGAGAACCAAGACAAUGACAAGCUAAUCGGAGUCCACUGUACCCAUGGCCUGAACCGCACAGGGUACCUAGUCUGUAGAUACCUAAUAGACGUGGAUGGAGUGGAUCCCCCAACAGCUCUGAAGCUCUUUAAUGACAACAGAGGUCAUUGCAUAGAGAGGAAGAACUACCUACAUGACCUGCUGAGAGCUGCCAAAAGGAGCAAUUACGGCAUUGAUGAGCCAGGAGAAGAGGUGAUCAGGGGACUUGCUGUAGUGAGACCGCUACUAAAGGCCAAAGACGAGGAGCAACAGUUGCAGAGCCCCACAGACAUACAGGAACAUCAACCAUCUGAUGAAGUCACAACAGAGAAUAAACAAGCUGAAGAGAAAUGCAGACGUAGAACUGGAAAUCGCCGGAGGGCAAACCAGAAGUCCUGUGAUAAACCUGCACAGCAUGGGCUCCACACCUCCACUCAACCUAACAUGAAAUAGUCAAUUAUCCCUGUUUAAGAAGGCAGAUCUAUGAAGUAUGAUUCAUUUAAAUUAAAUCUGACUAAGCUGA
Molecule: messenger RNA, 1148 nt
Organism: Melanotaenia boesemani (Boeseman's rainbowfish)
Lineage: Eukaryota; Metazoa; Chordata; Actinopteri; Atheriniformes; Melanotaeniidae
Product: RNA/RNP complex-1-interacting phosphatase-like
Exons: 2
Coding region: 245-1078 (277 amino acids)
Biological process (GO): protein dephosphorylation
Molecular function (GO): protein tyrosine/serine/threonine phosphatase activity; polynucleotide 5'-phosphatase activity
Source: RefSeq, a predicted model, not a curated record